Seriola aureovittata is the source of this 5185-nucleotide messenger RNA. RefSeq names its product putative gonadotropin-releasing hormone II receptor. Gene Ontology annotation, biological process: G protein-coupled receptor signaling pathway. The record is from RefSeq and is a predicted model, not a curated record. The transcript has 4 exons. Gene Ontology annotation, cellular component: membrane. Bases 3616 to 4995 code for a protein of 459 amino acids. Gene Ontology annotation, molecular function: peptide binding; gonadotropin-releasing hormone receptor activity. Lineage: Eukaryota; Metazoa; Chordata; Actinopteri; Carangiformes; Carangidae.
AUGAUUUUUUUAUUUCAUUUUGGCAACACGAUACAGUUUUGACCACUGAGCUUAUACAUUAAUUUAUAACAAGUCGCCAUAAUAUAAGAACAGUACACCCGGCAUUAUCCUGGCUUCAAGAGAAAAACAGGAGACAGUUGGUUGCCGCCAUCUGUUGUAUAAGCAGCAGGUCAGGAGGUGUCAUGAGUCCAGGAUACUAAAAGGUAAGACAGAACCAGCCUGGUGCAGAGGGGAGGGGGGUCAGGCUGGAUCACAGUGAAGCAAUGAAUGAUAAUAAUACUUAACCUCAAUACAAGCAGCACAAUUACUGUGGAUUAACCUGAAAAUGAGUCUGAUGGCUGUGGAGCUGGGAAGGUCAUUGUCUCUUUGGACAAUAGCCCAGAGUCUAACAUCUGCAUAAACCAAUAGCCUGCACCAAUCAGCUGCUCCAUCACUUUGCCCAGCUGAUAAUCCACCACUGGGGACUGGAGAGGAGAAUGUGCGGCUGACAGGUAAAGCAACGACAUAUCGACAGUAUGUCUGUUUUCUCUUCUACAUGGUCACUGCCCAGUGUCCAGUUUUUUUCUAAUUAAAACAUACUUUGAUUUUUCAUAUUUAUUAUGGACCUUUUCCAUCUCAUUUGUAGUGAUUAUGUCAAAUAAUUGAUUCCAGCUACAUGAACGAUAGCACGUUUUAAUUGAAUCUCUCAUUUGAAUUUCUACCAAACACAGAGCAUUGACUGGCACUGUUUAGCCUCCUAUUUCUUUUUAGUCUUUGAAAAGAAAAACAGCGUUUAUCAUUAUUAUGUGACUGAAUCAGCUGAAUAGAUCUGCACCAUCUGCAUAGAUGGUGGUUUGAUAAAAGUUUUAUUAGUGAAGUUAUGUAAAAACUUCCUGUUGUUUAUGUUAGUUUCUCAUAUGGAUAGCAAGAAUACUUUUAACAAACAUGUCAGUACUUUUUCACAUUAUGAGAUACAACAAAGGCUGAAUGACACCUGAUCCAGGUCCUUAUAGAUUCAAACCAAAUAGCUUUCUUAUAUGCAUCACAACUACUGUAACUCAUGUUUUGCAACAGUCGGUGGUCAGACUGGAAUGAACAGAUGCUUUUCUCUCCUCUGUUACAACCCGAUACCUUAUCAUGCUGUUAAAAUAAUCACAGUGACAGCAGUUUACGUCAUGGACUGUUGGCUUGGAUUGAGGUCAUAACCUUUCCCACAAUGUCAUUCUGUCUCAACAUCUUUUCUGUCAAUCUUCCCUCUCUAUUGUCUAAUAGGUGGAGAGGAAAAAUACAAUAUUUUCAAAUAUGCGUUUGAUUCAUUUAUUGGAUUUCAUUUAGCUCAUUAUUGUUUUUGGUUCAGCAAAGUUUGAGCUUCAUGUCCAACUUUAGGUUUAAAAAUUUGGGUGAGCAUUACAUUUAAUAUCAAAACAACACGUCCUACAUCAAUACUUGUUAAUAUUAUGCUAAAUCUCCAACUCCUGACAGUCAUAGUAUCAGUAAAGUCUUUUAAUGCACCUUUUCUAUUUCCUUCCAAGUCCUUUUUUUUUUCUCCAGUGCCUGUAGGGAAAACACACAUAAAGGUUCUUUUGUUACUUCAUAUAAAGAGCUCAGCUUAUUCCUCCAUCACUGCUGACAUGGUGAAGAAAGCAGGAGUGUAUAGUGUAGGUGUUUUAUAGUGUGCUGCAAAAACUGACCCUACAGGAUGUUUGCACUUUUACAAUAAUGUGUAGAGAAGCUGUCAUGAGAGGGAGCACUAUGUGUGUGAAACAAGACAUUGGUGACCACUUCUUGUGUGCGUGUGUGUGUGUGUGUGUGUGUGUGUGUGUGUGCGUGUGUGUGUGUGUGUGUGUGUGUGUGUGUGUGCGCGUGUGCGUGUUAUCACAUACAAAUCUAUAACAUACAACUGCUUGGGUCACUGUUACAUUUUGCUCUUUCUAUUUUAGAAGAUUCACUUGCUGAAACAACUGCCUGCUGCGCCAGGAUUCGGCAUGUGAGGUGAUGACAGCAGUGAGGAUGAACCAGAACAGUAAAGUUGCCGGCUGGACCACGAAAACAAUGUGCUGAAAGAUGCUAAAACGUCAUGUGAUUCAUUGUUAAAGGUUCGGUAAACGAUCGUCACUGCCACUAGAUGUCGCACCAGACCAGCAGCAUCUCAGACCAAUAAAAAUGCUUCGUCGACCGGCCACAACCCUCCUCCCCUCCCUUCACGUUCUCAGUUAGCGAGGUGUGAAGAAGCUCAGUGAACACACUCAGUGAACACACUCAGUGAACACAGUGAAGACAAACACUAAACACACAACAAGAAGCUCAAUUGAAUAAAGUUACCCUGCGUACAACAAAAACCACACAACCAUCAGCCCACGCUAGCAUUGCCAUGAUACUGUAUCCUCCACAGGAAUGUUGACAGUUAGCCAGCUGACGAUAGCGACAUUUGCCGAAACCAUUUGUAAUAUCGGUAACAGCAAGUUAGCUAAUGUUAUCGUACCUACAGUAGCCAGUCACUAAAGAAAACAGACGUGUAACAUUAUGUAGCCAUCAAGUUACUUAGACAUGUAGGAGAAGAAAAGCCUGUUUGGAGUCCAGCUGGAGCCCUUCAGCAGAUUGUAGGUUUCUCCAUCUCAGUAAAGCCAGACCAGUAUCAGUCGGACUAUAAAAAUAUUGAUGAUAGCAGCUUUAAAUGUUGUUCUUCCAGAAGUGCAGAAAACACAUUUAUACUUUUGUUAAAGCCAGGGCCUAUGGAACUAGUGCAACAAUAAAAGACCUAAGUAGAUUAAAUUUAGCUAUUUAUAUAGCAUCAACAAUGAAUUCAAUUUCUAGUGUAGGAACAUGGGUAAAGCUUGCAGAAAGACUGCGGAGGUCAGAGCACUCAAGUUACUGCGGGGUUCUUAAAAGCCUAUUUCACACAAAGUAAAAGAAAAAAAGAAGGUAAUUUUUCAUGCUUUAACCACCACAAUGAGAUGCCAUCCCUGAUCAAACCUAUCUGCAGGGCCAAAUAUUAGUAGUGGAAAGAGAGAAAUACAUAUUCAUUUACCUCAUGUGAUUUGGCUGAAGGAAGCCUUCAAUGUUGUAAGUUGUACAUAUGUAGGAAAGACUCUGUGUACAGGUUUGGCAAUGAAUACAAGAUAAUACAACACUGUAUUGGCCAAUAGGAGGGCAUUGACACAGAAUGAAGUGGACAAAAUAAGAAUAUAUUCAAUAUAAUGCUUCACUCUAAUGCUACAACACCACAAAAUAACAGCUCUGUGAUACAAUGUAAAGAAAAAGUAAACAUUAGGCAUUCACUUAUUUUGUACAUUAUCUUGUUAUUGUGGACACUCAUAAUCAAUGCAGUUAAUAAGAGCAGGUUAGGGUCAGUGUGGAUGAAAACGGUUCCAUUAAGGGUGGCCAUGUCUCUUAGCGUUAACGUUGGAAAAACUGAAGAGAUUCCCGAGACGCUCGUGGCCGCGCCCACAGAGAGACUGACGCGCACAGCGAAAGGGGGCAGGCUACAAAAUGCAUGUAAAAAAGGCUCAGUGAGAUCAAGCUGCGAGGGAAGACCAUAGGCUGUAUAUAGGGGAAGACUGGACACUCUUCUUCAGACUGACUGACACUCUCCAGAAAGUCAGUCAAUACGGAGUCUAGCGGGGAGAUGGGGGCUCAAUGGGGUCUGGGACUUUUGUAAAGAGGAUUUCACUUUGUUUGAUCACUCUCUACACGGGCAUCAAUCCUCCAUGUAGCAGAACAAAAUGCUGCCUCGUUGGUGAGGGUCAGAAAAUGAACACCUCCUCCUGCUGUGCUCCUCCGGUCAUCAUGUAUCAGCAGAACGCCAGAUUUGACCUCAAUGCCAGCUGUGACUGGCUGGCUCCUCACUGUAACUGGACAUCAACCGACGGAGCGCUGCAGCUGCCUACCUUUUCCACAGCAGCCAAAGUCAGAGUGAUCAUUACCUUUAUCCUGUGUGGCAUUUCCACUUUCUGCAAUUUGGCUGUGCUGUGGGCCGCCAACGGCCACAAGCGCAAAUCCCACGUCAGAGUGCUGAUAAUCAACUUGACUGCAGCCGAUCUCUUGGUUACCUUCAUCGUGAUGCCCGUGGAUGCUGUGUGGAACAUCACAGUGCAGUGGCUGGCUGGCGACUUGGCCUGCAGAUUCUUGAUGUUCCUCAAACUACAGGCCAUGUACUCGUGCGCCUUUGUCACAGUGGUGAUUAGUCUGGACAGACAGUCGGCUAUCCUCAACCCUCUGGCCAUUAGCAUGGCCCGGAGAAGGAACAGGGUCAUGCUGAUGGUGGCGUGGACUAUGAGCGCCUUGUUCUCAGUCCCUCAGUUGUUCAUUUUCCAUAAUGUGACCAUCACGUAUCCAGCCAACUUCACACAGUGCACCACAAGGGGGAGCUUUGUCACUCACUGGCAGGAAACUGCCUACAACAUGUUUACCUUUUGCUGCCUCUUCCUGCUGCCACUGGUCAUAAUGAUUGUCUGCUACACCAGGAUCUUCAUCCAGAUCUCAAAGCGGAUGACAAAGAAAAGCUUGUCCUCCAAUGAGCCACAUCUACGUUGUUCAAAGAACAACAUCCCCAAAGCACGAAUGAGAACUCUGAAAAUGAGCAUCGUUAUAGUGAUAUGCUUCAUAGUCUGCUGGACUCCAUACUACCUGCUGGGUUUAUGGUACUGGUUCUUCCCAGAUGACCUGGAGGGGAAAGUCUCUCACUCCCUUACCCACAUCCUGUUCAUCUUCGGUCUUUUCAACGCCUGCCUGGACCCCAUCAUCUACGGUCUGUUCACCAUACGCUUCCGCAAGGGAAUGAGGAGCUGCAACCGCAAAGCCACAGUGCUGUCAGACAAGGAAAGUAACACAGUGAUAACCGAGUCCUUGAAAUGUACUGCUGCUGCCUUGCCCUCUAAAAGAGGAAUGACCACUGGUGGAAAUGACAGCAACUGUGAACAGGCUGAGCCAAAAUCCACUGACGACAGGCGUCUGACUGUGCUCAGUCAAGCAGAAGGAGGACAACCGUGCUACUUCAGCACUGAGAGCACAAUGUGAUGAUGAGAAAAACAGGAACUUUAUACUGAUUAAUGAACUGGUUAAAUUAUAUCUUUUAUAUCAUUUCAUCAAUUCAUAUCAUUUUUUCAGUAUUAUCUGUUUACUGGAUAUAUUUAUUUCACAACAACAUCUAACAUGCAUGUGUAGAAUAAGUCUGAAAAUAUAAAACAUCCAUCACUUUCUAGACCAA